Molecule: messenger RNA, 870 nt
Organism: Symbiodinium sp. CCMP2592
Lineage: Eukaryota; Dinophyceae; Suessiales; Symbiodiniaceae
Source: the annotation of a GenBank genome assembly
AUGAUUGACAACAUCGCUUCGGCUGACACCUCGAUCGGCAAAGAAAUGAGAACGGCGAAGUCGUCAGUGAAAGAUGCCGGUGGAAGUCUACCCGCACCACUAGUGAAGCUGGGCUCCUACAGCGGUGCCAACAAUGCCCGAGACUUUGAGAGAUCUAUGAAGCUGCCAGUGGAGCCGGUCAUGAUCUCAACACGUGUCAAAGCCAAAGUAGACUCUACGAUGGUGGUUGAGGAAAAGAUUCCGGUGCUUCUACCCCAUCGUCUAUUUCUGUAUCUGUUUAAUAUGCUGGGACUACUGAUACAACCGGAGGACAUCAACGAGUAUUGGCAGCACCAGAAAUCAUUUUGUGUAUGGGCCUCGCACAACGACCUGGAUGGCAAGCAUGUGCCUGUCACUAUCUACGGUGACACCGCUCGGUAUGGGCAGGGGUAUGAUCAAUCUAAGAUUACUGGAUGCUUCAUGAGCUUGCCACUAUGGCGGCCCAAGUCAACAAGAAUGUCACAGUGGCUUCUUUUCAGUGUGGAUGCCGACCGUUCACUGGGCCCAGAGACUCUGAAUCCUCUAUAUCUCGCCAUUGUGGAAUCCUUGAAUGAGGCUUUCUAUGGACGAACCCCGGAAGGAUGCCCUCUACCACACAAGUUUUCGGUUACUGAAAUAAAGGGGGACUGGGAAUUUCAUUAUCACACCUUUCAACUUAGACGACUUAGACGAUAUUGGAAAACCCGGUGGAUAUGCUGGAGAUGCCACGCUGAGCACCAUGCCGAUGCCGCCCACAGCUGCUAUGAUUUCGACGAUGACCCAACCUGGGAAGCAACCACUAUUUCCAAUUUUUCUUUUCUGGCCAACAUCGUGAAGAGGGAGAGUAUUUGA